This is a messenger RNA of Rhipicephalus sanguineus (brown dog tick), 897 nucleotides long. RefSeq names its product ribosome biogenesis protein BMS1 homolog. The record is from RefSeq and is a predicted model, not a curated record. Gene Ontology annotation, biological process: endonucleolytic cleavage of tricistronic rRNA transcript (SSU-rRNA, 5.8S rRNA, LSU-rRNA); maturation of SSU-rRNA from tricistronic rRNA transcript (SSU-rRNA, 5.8S rRNA, LSU-rRNA); ribosome biogenesis. The transcript has 6 exons. Gene Ontology annotation, molecular function: GTPase activity; U3 snoRNA binding; GTP binding. Lineage: Eukaryota; Metazoa; Arthropoda; Arachnida; Ixodida; Ixodidae. The annotation marks the transcript as partial. Gene Ontology annotation, cellular component: 90S preribosome.
AGGAUGAUUACAAGGAGGAAGAAAAAGAGGAAACUGAGGACACAGCAGACUUUUUGGGCGAGCUGUUCCGGAAAGUGAAAAAGCAGGAAAAUACACAAGAAGAGAAACGUUCUUGGGAUGGUGUGGAGAGCACCCGCUGUACGUUCACAGAGACUGAUGCCCUCAUCAAGGAUGAGGAGAUUAUGGACCUGAUAAAAGACUGUUUUGUGACCGGAAAAUGGGGUGAAGAAGAGGAUGCCCAGGCAUUGUUGGAAAAAGAUGAGGAACUCUAUGGUGACUUUGAAGAUCUUGAAGCAAAAGAAAAGGAAGGCCAAGAACAAGUGGAGACUGCAACCAUGGAGCAGAGUGGAGAGGAGUCUAGUGGCAGAAGUAAGAAGCUUAGCAGGGAAGAGCGUGAUGCGCAGUUAGAGGCCAAGCGACAGGAGCGAAAGCGAAAGCUCAAGGAAGCCUUUGACAGCGAAUAUGACCAUGAAGAUGAAAAGACCCACUUUGACGAGCUCAAGAAAGAAUUCAGCGAGCAGGCACAGCUGAACCAGAAAGAAUUUGAAGACCUUGAGGAUGAGCGAAGGGUCCAGUUUGAGGGCUUCCGUGCGGGCCUAUACCUUCGUGUGGAGCUGCUGCGGAUGCCGUGUGAACUGGUGGAGCACUUUAAUGCCUCGUACCCCAUGAUCCUCGGUGGCCUGAGUGUUGGAGAGGGCCGUACAGGCUACUGCCAGGUUCGCAUGAAGAAGCAUCGUUGGUACAAGCGGAUCCUCAAGAGCAGUGACCCACUCAUUCUCUCACUUGGGUGGCGACGUUUCCAGACCAUGCCAGUGUUUUCUACACAGGACCACAAUGGUCGUAACCGCUUUCUAAAGUACACACCAAAGCAUCUUCACUGCAAUGCUACCUUUUGGG